CGCAAUAAGAUGUGCUUGUCUCGGCUGACCUUCCAUUCCACUCAACCUCAGCCUUGCUCUACGUAGCGCAAGGCUGGUACCCCUCUUGCCCUUCACCUCAACUGCGUUUCUUCACAUCUCAUCUGUUACCACCACCUGUAUCCCGAUCUAGAGCCCCCGCUGAACUCCCGGGAAGGCGCCAAUCCAGUCGAUGAACAUGUCCCUUCAAUAGCCUGCUGCUAUCGUUGAAAUUGAAUGCUCAGUCAUGUUCACUUCUCGCCAUGCAGAAGACCAAUUCCGCCUGCGCAUGCAUCGCGCACGCAGCAUCGACCUAACCAACGAUGAACUUGUCGAAGUCCGCGCCGCCCAACGCACCUUUGAAGGUGCCUACAUCCGCACCUCACUCUCUCAAUUCUCCUUCGCCCUCGUGGUGCUCAAGAUCUUCACGUCCGAGUUCUAUAGUAUAGGGGCUCUGUUCGCUGUUUAUGGAGCCGGAGUUCUGGUCGUCAGCGCGUACCGCAGACAACAGGGGAACCAACAAUUCUUCAAUGAGGUCAGCAAUGACGGGCUGCAUAGGAAGAGAUUCAGAACUAGUGGGAAUGUCGUUGUGGUUUUGACCGCUCUGAGUAUUGCCGCGUACGUUACGCUGUUGGUCCUGACGUUGAGGCUUUCGACAUGAAGGAAAGCAUAACGACUUGAUCGACAAGGACUGAGUAUAAAAGCAUUUACACGUGCCAAAGCCGACAUUUGAACAUGGACGGAAAUUGGAGACAGCCCUUUCAUCAGCAUGUGACGGGAAAGGAGACGACCGGUCGAUGCCUGGAGAAAAAGCGUCGAGGAAAUCCAGCAAGGUUCGAAUCCUGCUUAGCAUCAUUGCGAACAACAACUCGUGGGCACCGGGACGUGUUUCUGGACGGAUCAAGGGUGCAUAGACGUUCCGAGAUGCGAUACAGGCAGAGCACAGUCAUAUUCAACUCCAGCCUCGCCACAUGAGAUUGAUGUCCCACAUCUCAAGAGGUUAUAUUCUUGUCCCGGCCACCCCACCGCCUGUCAAGAAGAGCACGAUGCUCUGCCUAGGAUGAGUGCAAUGGGAAUACACGCGUGACCUUUACCAAGCAGGGAAAAUCCUCGGUGAUG
Exophiala viscosa is the source of this 1116-nucleotide messenger RNA. RefSeq lists its product as uncharacterized. The record is from RefSeq and is a predicted model, not a curated record. The coding region runs from base 245 to 658 and encodes 137 amino acids. The transcript is spliced from 2 exons. NCBI's taxonomy places the organism in Eukaryota, Fungi, Ascomycota, Eurotiomycetes, Chaetothyriales, Herpotrichiellaceae.